GUGAGGCGCUCUCUUUUGCGUGAAACGUCAAUCCGUCAGCACGUUUCUAUUUCGCUUUUUGGUGAAAAUUUCGUAUUUUCUCUGACAAAACAGGAUGCCUCGUGAAAUCAAGGAAGUCAAGGAUUUUCUGAUCAAAGCGCGCAGGAAAGACGCUCGUGCUGUGAAGAUCAAGAAAAAUCCCCAAAACACCAAAUUCAAGAUCCGCUGCUCCCGAUUCCUGUACACACUCGUGGUCACUGACAAGGAGAAGGCUGAGAAGCUGAAGCAAUCCCUGCCACCGGGCCUCCAGGUCAAAGAAGUAAAGUAAACAAAGUGCGAUGGUGUUUUGAGGUUAUGUGACCAUAAUUCCCGGAAAGAAAAUAAACCACGAAGUAAAAAGG
This is a messenger RNA of Phlebotomus papatasi, 380 nucleotides long. It is a transcript of the gene RpL38, whose product is annotated as 60S ribosomal protein L38. The transcript has 2 exons. The coding region runs from base 95 to 307 and encodes 70 amino acids. NCBI's taxonomy places the organism in Eukaryota, Metazoa, Arthropoda, Insecta, Diptera, Psychodidae. Gene Ontology annotation, biological process: protein-RNA complex assembly; translation. The record is from RefSeq and is a predicted model, not a curated record. Gene Ontology annotation, molecular function: structural constituent of ribosome. Gene Ontology annotation, cellular component: cytosolic large ribosomal subunit; ribosome.